Messenger RNA from Rhipicephalus sanguineus (brown dog tick), 2450 nucleotides. RefSeq lists its product as uncharacterized. Lineage: Eukaryota; Metazoa; Arthropoda; Arachnida; Ixodida; Ixodidae. Bases 195 to 2417 code for a protein of 740 amino acids. The record is from RefSeq and is a predicted model, not a curated record. Gene Ontology annotation, molecular function: nucleic acid binding. The transcript has a single exon.
CUGGCACGCCAGAUGAGCUCAAACAAGAGCUAAUUGACACCUACAUUCGGCCCGAACCGGCAACCAGCCUCCCCUUUUAUCAGGGUUCGGACAAUCCUACCUUAGACGCUCCGAUCACUUUAGCUGAAGUCCGAGCAGAACUUAAUCGCCUUAAGACCAACUCAGCAGCAGGCCCCGACCGCAUUUCUAACUCAAUGCUUAGGAAUCUAGACGACGCCUCUAUUCAUGCCCUCACCGACUACCUUCAAGAAUGCUGGGCCAGCGGUACCAUUCAGAAAGAAUGGAAGUGCGCCGAUCUAGUCUUUAUUCCUAAGCCGGGAAAACCACCCACCUUGGCCAACCUCCGCCCCAUUUCUAUCACUUCCUAUGUGGGGAAGUUGAUGGAACGCGUGAUCCAGACUAGACUCCUUCGCUACCUCGAAGACAACCACCUCCUACCAGACACGAUGUUCGGCUUUCGCCCUCAUCUAGCAGCGCCGGACGUUAUGCUUCUUCUUCAUCACCAGGUCGUCACGCAACGCACCCUUGACACAAAAGUCAUUGUUGGUCUCGAUGUUGCCAAGGCUUUCGACAACGUCCUCCACGAAGCGAUUCUUCGACAACUACAGACCCUUGGCGUCGGACAUCGUACGUAUGCAUACGUGCGAGACUUUCUCACCGACCGAAAAAUAAAACUGGGCGUCGGCACGGCAAAUUCCUGCAUCGUCUCUCCUGGCAACCGCGGCACACCACAAGGCUCCGUUCUGUCACCGCUGCUUUUUAACGUCGCACUGAUAGGACUACCUAAGCUUCUGGCAGACAUCCCCAACUUACACCACAGCCUGUAUGCUGACGAUCUGACUCUUUGGAUCACGCAGGGCAGCGACGGCCAGAUCGAAGAGGCUCUCCAGACCGCCAUCGAUCGUGUCGGUAGGUGCCUCGAUACAGUUUGCCUUAGCUGUUCGGCGACUAAGUCAGAGUACAUCAUCAUCCCGUCCCCAGGACGACGUGCACCAAAGGUACUUCCUGAGAUGCACCUCCAGGUCCAAGGUAACCCCAUCCCUCGAACGGAUCACAUCAGGAUUCUAGGCCUGCACUUACAGGCAAACGGCAGCAAUACUAUUUCGCUCCAACGCAUCGACCAGUCGGUUGUACAGAUCGGACGCCUUCUCAAGCGAGUCUCCAACAAACACCGAGGUAUGCGAGAGUCCAACCUCCUGCGCCUCGUCCAAGCCUUCAUCUGCUCCCGCAUCACCUACUCUGCACCUUACCUACGUCUCACCCGCGCCGAAAGCGAACGGCUAGAGACGACACUUCGUAAAGCAUACAAAACGGCCCUGAGUCUUCCCAUGUCCACAGCCACUCACAAUCUUAUGGCUCUCGGCAUCACCAACACAGUGAGCGAGCUCAUUGAAGCUACCCUCACCGCCCAAUAUGAGCGGCUGACACUCACACACGCCGGCCGAGCGAUACUGCAGCAAAUUGGGAUCUCACCAACGAGGGCGGCCCCCAACUAUGCAGACCUCACACCAGAAUAUCGUCGAAGUAUCUGCAUCCCUCCCAUUCCCAAGCGAAUGCAUCCGGAACACCACGCCGAGAGACGGGCCGACCGGGCACGUCAGUUCGAGAAGCGCUUCAGCGGACGUCCAGACGUCACGUAUACGGACGCCUCUUACCACCCCUCGAAGCCAGCGAUGGUGGCGGUGGCCCUCGCCCCCUACCGUAGCUGGCACACAGCAUGCAGCAUUCGCAAAACAGAAACGGUCACCGCAGCAGAAGAGGUUGCCAUCGCGCUUGCGCUAGCUGACCCUACUACCAAAGUUGUCAUCAGUGACUCUCAACAAGCCAUCCGCAACUACGAUGCCGGCCGCAUCUGCCGCCAGGCAUUACACAUUAUAAAUUCUGCUCCCCCCUCUUCUACAUCCCGUUUACUCCUUUGGGCUCCAGCCCACGAGUCGUUGAGCGGGAACGCCCAGGUGCACACACUCGCCCGAGAUCUUAGCUGCCGAGCCGAGUGUAGGGUUCACCGCGCCGCUUCCCCUGAUACAACUAUGCCGCGCGACUCACUACUCACCACUUAUACGGACAUGCUCCAGUAUUACCGACUCGGAAGAUGCGUAUACCCCCCUGCACACCACGAUCUAACAAGACGUGAGGCCGUCCAAUGGCGCAAACUACAGACAGGCAGCUUCCCACACCCCCUCUUAUACAGCAGAAUCUUUCCGGAACGGAUAGCGCCAAGGUGCAAACAUUGCUCAUAUCCGGCGACACUCACACAUAUGGUGUGGACGUGCACGCACUACAACACAGACAACACAAACACUCCAGAGUCGUGGGAGUCCCUCUUGCGUACCUCCGAGCCAGAAGACCAACGCCGGCUCAUCCAGCGCGCGGUGGAGGCUGCGGUAUCCCAAGGGAUCCCCGCCGACCUCCUCUGAAAUAGCGCAACCAGUCUUCGUACUGGUCCCCUC